Messenger RNA from Radiomyces spectabilis, 270 nucleotides. RefSeq lists its product as uncharacterized. The record is from RefSeq and is a predicted model, not a curated record. NCBI's taxonomy places the organism in Eukaryota, Fungi, Mucoromycota, Mucoromycetes, Mucorales, Radiomycetaceae. The transcript has a single exon. Bases 1 to 270 code for a protein of 89 amino acids. Gene Ontology annotation, biological process: iron-sulfur cluster assembly. Gene Ontology annotation, cellular component: L-cysteine desulfurase complex; mitochondrion.
AUGGAAGGCGCCACUGCUGCUCGUACCCACGUUUUAUCACUUUAUCGAAACUUCCUGCGAUACGGAAACAAGUUUGCCUCGUACAACUUUAGAGAUUAUGCUAUUCGACGUUCAAGAGAUGCAUUCCGAGCCCAUCAAAACGAAACCAAUCCCGACAAGAUCAACCAACUCAUUCAAAAGGCAGAAACCGAGUUACAGGUGGUGAAACGUCAAGCGACCAUCAGUCAACUUUAUACUAGAGGAGACCGGCUCGUGGUUGAAAAGCCAUGA